CAGUUAUUGCGGACAUUCACCGGCAAUCCAUUGACGUCUAAUACAACUCGCUCAAAAUCUUUUGGUCUGCACUUGGUCACCAUGUCAAAACGAGGCGCCUCUCCACCCCCAUAUGCAGAAGGUACCCUCAUCAAAAGAGCGCGUUCGAACUCCCCUGCUCGAAACCAAAUUGCCAUCUCGUCCGGCAACGAUGAGCGACACAAAGGUCUCAUACGAAGCGUUAAGCGCACAAGCAACCUAGAGGCACCCAUCAUUAGCUUGAGUGGGUCUCAUUCGGCGGAAAUUCUGAGCUGUAGAUUUGACCCUACUGGGCAAAACAUUGCUGCUUGCUCAGCGGACCGAAGUGUCUCUUUGUGGAGAACUUAUCCACCAAAUACCAACUACGGCCUCCUCUCUAGCCACCAUAAAGCACCCAUCCUUGACCUUCAAUGGUCCCUCUUCUCACCGCUCCUCUAUACUGUAUCUGCAGACCAAAUGCUAUCAUUUGCAGAUGUCACUACCGGCCAGCGGACACGAAAAAUCCGUGCUCACCGCGGGAUUAUCAACGCGCUGGACCGGACUAUGGCAGGCGGAGCUGGUAUCGAGCUCAUUGCCACCGCCUCAGACGAUGGAACAGUACGCGUGUGGGAGGGUGGAGAAGAUGGUUCAAAGAAUAGUGUUGCAGUAUUUGAACUUGGAUGCCCAGCGACGAGUGUCGCGUGGAGCGCGGAUGGGCAGAACCUCUAUAUUGGCGCGCUAGACAACGAGAUUCAUGUUUAUGACCUGCGCAAGGGCGAGCAGGUUUAUGCGCUGACUGGCCACACGGACACGCCGACAUCGCUUGCAUUAUCACCUAACGGCGCCUACCUCCUCUCGCCUUCGUUCUCAUCGCAUACUAUCAUUCACGAUGUACGCCCAUUUUCGCCCUCGCCAUCGAGGAUACACCGUGUGUUGCAAGGUGCUCCGGCUGGUUUUGAGAACACGCUUUUAAAGGGUGCAUGGAGCAAGGACGAUGGGGGACAACGGGUCGCAGUUGGUGGUGCGGAUCGGAUGGUAUGUGUUUGGGACGUUGACACUGGGCGUGUAUUGUACAAGCUUCCGGGGCACAGGGGGACUGUCACUUGUGUAGACUUCCACCCGAAAGAGCCUAUCAUUCUUACUGGCAGCAAGGACGGCACUAUGUUAUUGGGCGAGUUGGACCCUGGUGUGUAAAAUAUGCGAUGCGUCGAAUAACACGGAGUGCCGCUGUCACCCAUGGUUUGAUGGUUUCAAUUCAGACACAGCAGAGGUGUAUUGUCAAUAUUCUUAUCUUGCUGCAAUGAUAUAAUAUUAGUCGUUGGCUGCCAAAGUGAGUUCGUGCGUUGGUAAUGACAAUCUAAAAGUA
Suillus clintonianus is the source of this 1363-nucleotide messenger RNA. RefSeq names its product WD40-repeat-containing domain protein. Gene Ontology annotation, molecular function: protein binding; RNA binding. The record is from RefSeq and is a predicted model, not a curated record. Gene Ontology annotation, cellular component: catalytic step 2 spliceosome. Lineage: Eukaryota; Fungi; Basidiomycota; Agaricomycetes; Boletales; Suillaceae. The coding region runs from base 82 to 1191 and encodes 369 amino acids. The transcript is spliced from 5 exons.